UUACGUUUGUAUUUUGAAAUAAGAAAUUCGGUUAUUCACUUUAGUAUUAUAAUAUUUUUGAAAGUGGGGGUUUUUACACCAUAUAAGCGUUGUAAACCUCUCGAGGAUUUUUUGAGAAGUAACUGUACAGCUCUUUUAUGGGAUGGGAAGAACGAAGAACGUUUUAACCCUUUGCGCUCGAGAGGUGCCUCUCAGGCACCACUCGGAUCGAGGCGGCAAAUUGAGCGAUAACGGUGUUUAUUUAGAUUUGGCCUAACGAAUAUUGCUUCACGAGUCUAUUCCUAGCUCUCAUGAAAUAAGCGGGAGCAGCUAAACUCCUCUCGAGUUCGCUCGAGCGAAAAAGGCCUCGAGCGCAAAGGGUUAAUAUAUAUCUUACGUAGUAAAAGUGUCGCAAUAUCACAAUUAUGCUGCUCUGUUACAAUAUAUAAUAUUGUUACCAAAUCGUUGCUGAAGAACAAUAACUUGUUACUUCUCACCCCUGUAAGUACAAUACGCGAUAUUAUUGCAUUGUAGAUGCGCACACAUGUUUAGAAAUUGAAUAAUCGUAUGACAUACGAUAAACAAGUCAUAACAGAUUAUCCGGCCAGGUCGGGUAGGAUCGCGCAAGGUGUCGACUUUAUCAAUAAGCCUGUCUCUGUCUCUGAAACAUGUUACACUUUUUACUGUUAGAGUGAAAAAAACGUACAACUUAUCGUUGAAAGAAAACGAAGCAAGUUCCAGUGCAACUGUAGUUCAGGAACAAAAAACGCAUCCGAAAUGAUCUCUUUACAGCGAGAAUCCGACGACGGUUAACUGCGUUAUUUGCGUGCCGACCGUCAGAUGGCGCUCGUAUCCCGUUCCGCGGGCGGCUCUGGAUUGACCCGUGUCGCGGCAUAGCGGUCGUUCCGCCGUCGGUGUGUAUAAUCGUCGGAGUCGAUCAGUAACAGCUGACCCGUUGGUCGGUACGUUGUCGUGUUGCUUACUCGUAGAAGCGAGCUGCUCUCGGAGCCCGCGUCCGAGGGUAGAGUUUGUAAACGAGUUCGGACUGCGCGCACUAGCGUGUGUUGGUGCGUGCGUGUACCUGCGUACAUACGUACGUGUGUGUGCGUCCCGGAAGAAACGGAGACGAGUGGUAUGCCGAUCACAGUCCGUCCGUCCACCGCGAGCCGCUCUGCGUGACGAGGAGACGACGAAUGUUCACGUGCGCACGUCACGACUGGCAUGUCGUGCGAGGUGAGCGAUCUCAUUCGCCUUUCGCAAAAAGCUCGGUACCCUCGGUCCACGUGCGUAUCGGUCGCGCGUUCCUGCCGCGCUACUUGAUGAAGGGAGAAAACAGAAGCGAACGCCACGCUUAGCGGUCGUUCUCGUUGGUCUGCUCCCGCGGUAGCGUCGGAACGUGGCGGAACGUAAUUUUCGGCGAUGCCGAAAGCAGACGAGAGCUAAAGCGAGCGAGCGAGAAAGAGAGAGAAAGACGCCGCGAUAUAUAUAAACAUGUACUAGAUAAGAGUGUAUAUAUGCGCGUAUACACACGAGCGCAACGAGCCAUACGAAAGAGACACAGGAAGGGAAACGAGAGGGGAAACGGAGCGAGUGAAGUGGAAGCAGAACGACACGCAGGGACGCCGAGACUCGCCCGAGACUCGUGGCCGAGAACGCACGUGGGCAGCGUGGGCGCGACCGAAGACAAUUUCUCUCUCUAUGUAUGGAUGUACACACACAUAUAUAUAUAUAUAUAUAUCUUUCUCUCUGCUGAAACGGUACACAACACUGGCCCGUAUAUACACGUGUGUACUUUCGCACAAGUACCAAGCGGCGAUCGAUUGCGCGCGCUGCAUCGGCGGCGACCCGUCGUCAUCGGGAACCGAGGAAGGAGCAAUGUCCCCGCAACCUUACAAGCGCGAUCUUAAGCGCGCUGCGACGCGCCGUCCUGUUGUGUCGCCGCAACCUCUUUCGUGAGUCGCGUCGAAAGUCCCCCCCUCUCUCGUUCGCACAGGGUUCGUGGCACACGAACGAACGCAAACGCCCGCCAUCGGGUGGUACGCGUUUGCGUGAAGCGCGCUUCUACCCUCUGGUCGCUUCGGGCGCGUGACGUAAUCCAUUCAAGCGCUUACUACGCAAUACACAAGACACGGUCGUGUCUGCCUCUCCGCCCGUCCCGCUCGCUCCGGCGUAUUCUCUCUCGCUCGCGCUUCGUCGCGCCCGCUCAAUGCCUGCGACCUCUUUCGCUCCCCACCAACCCCUUCAUCGUCGCCGCGUCGCGGCGCGCCCUCCUUCUCUGUUUUGAUCGUUCGCCGCCGGCGCGUAGGGUGCUCUCCUCCUCGCGAAAGAGAGCGAUCGGAACGAUCGACGGAAAAAGCGCGACACUGCCGUGACUCUCGAUUUACGUAGGACGACGACAACGGCGCGGAGUCCUCGUUGUGUGUGAUCGCCGAAAUUCUGGCUUUUUCUCCCCUCCAUCCCCCUCUCUCCCGUUCGACGCGCGGCCCGAGUUCGAUUCGGAGUUUCGCCGUGUGUAACCGACGUACCGAGCUCUAGCGUGUCGCGUAAAGUGUGGAUAGAUUCCUACACCCACGUACGCCGCGCUGAAUCGAAGCCCGCAAGGUUGGUACUCUCUCCGACUUACGGUCGCGUUCGGACGCUGCGAAGGACUUCAUUUACCUGCGACUUCCAUCCGGGGAAUUUAUGCACUCGUCAUUAUGUAACGUGAGAAUCACGCUCAAUGCCAAGGCGAACGGUGGCUCGAAUACGGCGGCGAGGAUAAGAAGUGUCCCCGAAUGUGUGUUCCGCCCUCUCCUGCGUUCUUCUUCUUUCUCCUUGUCGCUCCAGCGUGCUCUUUUUCUCUCUUCGUUUCGGACCCUCACAAAGACGACGGUGUAGGAGUGCGCGUCCGGCGAGAUCAAUCGACCGAAGGUGUGCGACGCAGUAGUUUGUGUACGUCGCGAGCGUCGCGCCGCGGCUCAGUCGCCCUUAAGUGCGGAACGCGUGUGAAGAGCGAGAGUGCGUCGUUCGUUGUUUACGUUCGCGCGGCCACCAUUUCGGCCCGAUCGCAGCCUUCGAUCAGUGCGUCAUAAAUAGCGAUCUCGCUCUCCGCCGGACGCGUCGCGUAAUUGGGAAAGUAGGCGACGAUGAUCGGUAAUCGAUGGCCGGACGAGUGCGUUAUAUCUUAUCGAGCUCGAUCGAAGUGACGAUCUUCCCAGAGGCGUCAGUCGCGCCACGUCGUGUCAAUUCACAACAACGUCGCCGAGCUCUCUCUCCUUCCUUUCCCCUCGUUAGGGACGCUAGCGGCUUCGUUCGCACUCGUUGACACACAGUCGUUGACGUACGCGCGAAACCGAGCGACCCACGUGCCGUACGGCCCUGAGGAGAUAAUCGCCCCUGUGUUUUCGCGAUUUACGGGAGGACCGCGUGCCUACGAUAGAGAGACCGGCGGGGAGAUACCGCGGAGCCUGGGCUGCUGUCCUCUUCGGUCUCGGCUCUGCGGGAAGACGAAGUGAGCAGAGAAAGUGAUUUCGGACUAUCGGCAUGGCAAGUAAUGUGGGACACGCUGGCGGCAGUGCUCUACCAGUGAUUGUGUUAUCGACGCACCACCAUCGACGUUGGCCGGCAGUACUUUUAGCGGGAACGCUGCGCUGUAUCGACGACCCACGUGAUUACGGCGCGGCGUCGAAAUUAUGAAGGACUGGAAACACUUGGUCCCCGACGAAGAGCUGCUUUGAAGACAUUUCGCGACUGCCACAGAGCGGAGGAUCUUGCGCGUCCCGUCCGCGGACACACGCUACUCGCGGUUCGCGCUUUCUUCGCGGAUCGCGGGGCGGCUCGUCCUCUUCUGAUCGCAGUCUCGUCCUUAAGAGGCGUUUGAAAUAAUCGGCCGAGCGAUCGACUGGACGCGUGGGCGGGAGAAGAGACAGAGAGAGUUCAGGGGUCGAUCGGAUUCAAUCGUCGAUCAAUCGAAGCGGCGAAAGUGGUGGUGGUAGUGGUCGGGGAUAGGCACGUGGGGGAUAAGAAUCGGGAGGAUCCAGCAGCGCGCGGUGUUCAAUGAGACAAGGAGAUGAGGACCAGAAAGUCACUGCUGAUCGUUCUGCUGUGCGUCUCGGUGGCGAGCCUGGCGCUCUGCCAAGAGAGAAGGUGGCCGAAAGCGACCACGAAGCACCGGGAUAAAAGCGCCAAGGGCAAGUACGAGCCCGAUUACGCGGACAGGAUAAGGGAGGCGGAGGACUCCGAGGAGUUAUACUAUGAUCGGGGUUCGCCGGCCGCCAACGACUUCUACUUGGAUCUCCCGGACAAGCUGGCUUAUAGAAACAACAGGGCGAUCGAUAACUCCAGAUCCACGGAGGUCGGGUCCAAGAACAAUCAGCAGUCUAGUCAGUCGUCGAAUCUGCCCAAAUCGCACGCCAAGUCCAGCGAGGAGUCGCGGGAGAAGGGGCACACACUCAAGAACGUGACUAUCGGGGACGGAAUUUGCCAGAGCAUAGACGUCAGGAACAGCGUGGUUCUCUUCUCGAUACUGAACGAUUGCCGCGUGAUCGAGGGUUUCCUGCAGAUCGUGCUGAUCGAGAACAAUACCGAGGCGGACUUCGAGAACAUCAGCUUCCCGAAGUUGCGCGAGAUCACCGGCUACCUCCUCCUGUACCGCGUGGACGGUCUCAAGAGUCUCAGCAAGCUCUUCCCGAAUCUGGAAGUUAUCAGAGGCAACAUACUCCUCACGGACUACGCCUUCAUGAUCUACGAGAUGACGAGCUUGCAGGAGAUCGGCCUCAUCAAUCUGACCAAGAUCUCCCGGGGCGGCGUGCGCAUCGAGAAGAAUCCCGCGUUGUGUUUCACGAACACCUUAAAUUGGAGCCUGAUUGUGCCGGCCGGCGAGAACUUUAUCAAGGACAACAGAAACGAGCAGAAUUGCCCGCACACGAAAGGAUGCUCUCAGUGUCCCGGCGGUUACUGCUGGACUGCCCAACACUGUCAGAAGAUAGCGAGACCGAAGUGUCACCCGCAGUGCCUCGGGGAGUGCUACGGGCCGACCGAGAGCGACUGUUACGUGUGCAAGCAUUACCGACACGAGGGGAAGUGCGUCGAGAGCUGUCCGCCGAAUCUGUACGCGUAUCUCUCGAGGCGAUGCAUCACGCAGGACGAGUGCCAGAAGAUGAAUCGCAUCAAAAGAUUGCCCAAACUGGAGAGCAGCCACACGUGGCGACCCUUCAACGGUUCCUGCGUCACCCAGUGUCCUGACGGGUUCGAGGAUGACGUCGACGAGAAAAAUGCGACAAUCUGCCGGAUGUGCAAAGGUCGGUGCCGUAAAAUCAGCAACGGCGCCAUCAUACGCCACAUCUCGGACGCGCAGACCUUUCGCGGUAUAACGGUGGUGAGGGGACCUCUGGAGUUCCAGAUCAGGAACGGCAAUCCGAACAUAAUGAACGAGCUGGAGGACGCGUUCGGUCAGAUCGAGGAGAUCACCGCGUACCUGAAGGUCACGCACUCCUUCCCAAUCACGUCGUUGAGCUUCUUUAAGAAGCUCAAGGUAAUCAAGGGCGAGAACCUGGACAUCAACAACGGCAGCCUGGUGAUCCUGGACAACCCGAAUCUCUCGUCGCUCUUCCCGCUGACGCAGAGGAUCAAGAUCGAGAACGGCAGGCUGUUCUUUCAUUACAACCCGAAGCUCUGUCUCUCGAAGAUCGAGCAGCUUGGCAAAACGGUGAACAUCACCAACUUCACGAAUCUCGAGGUGCAGCCGGAGUCGAACGGCUACAAGGUCUCCUGCAACAUCGUCAACAUCAACAUCACGGUGAGGAACGAGGCGGCCGAUCACGUCGUCCUCACUUGGGACAGCUACAAGGCGCAGGAGGGACAACAGCUGCUCAGCUACUUGCUGAGCUACAUCGAGACCGACAACACGAACAUCACGUACGAGGGGAACUCCUGCGGGAACAACACGUGGCAGAUGGUCGAUGUCGACAUACCGAGCUGGAGCUCGACCGUCUCGAAGCACAUCGCGAAUCUGAAGCCGUACACCAAGUACGCUGCUUACGUGAAGACGUUCAUCGCGAGGAACGACAAGUUGGUCAGUCCGGUGGGUCAGUCGGAGAUCAUCUUCUUCCGCACGAAGAGCACGAUACCGUCGGUGCCGACGAACGUGAUCUCCAGCGCGAUCAGCGACAGCGAGAUCCUCCUCAAGUGGGACUCGCCGAUCUACCCGAACGGCCCGAUCGGUUACUACAUGAUCUCCGGUGAGAUUCAGCUGGACGACAAGGAGCUGAUCGCGUCGCGCGACUAUUGCAACGACACCUUGGUGAACGAGGUCGACGAGGUGGAGGUGCAGGAAGAGGUGACGGUCAAGACGCCGGCUCCGAAUCCUGCCUCCUGCUGUUCCAAGGACGUGAACACGAAGAGCACGGCCUCCUCCAAGCACUUCGAGAUAUUCUGCCACGAGAACACGAGCAUCAGCAACUUGUCACCGGGCUGGAAGGACUACUGCGUGUUUAACAACUACAAUUCCGCGGAGAACCGCUUCUACGACCUUGCGAACAAUCUCUCCUUGGCUUCGUCGCAAGAGCCCGUCGGUAACGGUAUCGCGAUUAAUCACCGGAACAGUCAGAUGUUCCUGUACAACGUCAGCGCGCAGAACAACUCGUACCUUCUGAGCAAGCUGCGCCACUACUCCCUGUACACCGUCACGAUCGCCGCGUGCGGCGUCAAGGUGGAGAACGUCCCGAUGUGCUCGUCCAUACGGUACACGAACACCAGGACGAAGCGGCGGCCGGACGCGGACGACAUCGAGGACGUGAAAGUUCACGUGAGCAACGAUACGAUCGUCGAAGUGAUCUGGGAGUUGGUGAAAGACCCGAAUGCUUUCACCGUCUCGUACACCAUCGAAUACACGAAUCUGGACGUGAAGGACGCGAAGAAGAGCACCGAGUGCAUACCGUACGCGAUAGGCCGGCGACCGGAGGGCAGAUACAACAGUCACUACAUCAGGAACCUCAGCCCGGGCAAAUACAGCCUGAGAAUGCGCUCGACCUCGUUGGCGGGUGACGGCGCCUUCACCGCCGUCGUUUUCUUCUCCGUCGGCCUGUCGGACAAAAACCAGGUGCUGCUAACGACGCUGCUGAUCCUCGGUAUACUGAUCGUCGGCCUGCUCGUGGUCUUCCUCAUCUUCAGGAACCACCAGAGGCGGCGGAAGCAGGAGCGGCUGAUCGCGAGCGUGAACCCGGAUUACAUCGAGACCAAGUACAUCGUCGACAACUGGGAGGUGCCGCGGGAGAACGUGGAGAUCCUGGAGGAGCUCGGCCUCGGAAACUUCGGCAUGGUGUACCGUGGCUGCCUGAACGGCACGCAGGUGGCGAUCAAGACGAUCUCCGAGAUCGCCAGCCAACGGGAGAAGAACGAGUUCUUGAACGAGGCCUCGGUGAUGAAGAACUUCUCGACCUUUCACAUAAUCAAGCUGUUGGGCGUGGUCUCGAUCGGCAAUCCGCCGUUCGUCAUCAUGGAGCUGAUGGAGAAAGGCGACCUGAAGACGUAUCUGCGGAGCAUUCGCGACUCGGAGAUGGUGCCGAACGCCUCCCGGAUAAUGCGCAUGGCCGCGGAGAUCGCCGACGGCAUGGCCUAUCUGGAGUCGAAGAAGUUCGUGCACCGUGACCUCGCGGCGCGCAACUGCAUGGUCUCCAAGGACCUCGUGUGCAAGAUCGGCGACUUCGGCAUGGCGAGGGACAUCUACGAGACCGACUACUACAAGAUCGGCAAGAAGGGCCUGCUGCCCAUCCGCUGGAUGGCGCCGGAGAACCUCUCCGACGGCGUGUUCACGUCCGACUCGGACGUCUGGUCGUUCGGCGUGGUGCUCUACGAGAUACUCACCCUCGCCGAGAUCCCGUACCAGGGCUUCUCGAACGAGGAAGUGCUCAACUACGUCCUGCACAAGGGCAUGCUGAACGUGCCGCGUAACUGUCCCGAGAACAUCCAGAAGAUCAUGGAGAAGUGCUUCAAGUGGCGGCCCAGCGACAGGCCCACCUUCAUGGAGAUCGUCUCCGAGCUGGAGCCGUUCCUCGGCCAGGACUUCUGCGAGAAGUCCUUCUACCACUCGGACGAUGGGAUCGAGAUACGCAGCCUCGGCAUCAAGAAGGUCUACCACCACGCCGCGCCGAUACGCUUUCACUGGGGCAACGAGACCGCCCGCUGGGUCAAGGACUUUGAGGACAACGUCACGCUGCUCGACCAGAUGAAGGCCGGCACCAGUCGCGGGCGGAUCUUCAAGAACGGCUUCCAGCACUUCGAUGCGGAAUUGGACGACAGUAAACAAUCAAUAAGUAGUGACAAGACAAAGUAGCUAAUUAACGAGACGCAAUACACGUUACAGUUCGAGAUCUCUGGAACGGGUCUCUCGCAGCGCAUCGGGACGUUUCGCCUUUCGCUCAUAAUAACGAGCAUAUAAUUCGCUCUUUCCACCUGCUUGCGCUUUAUUCGAAUUCCGAUAACGACAUCGAUCCUCCUUACUCCGCGGACCGGAGUAUCUCUCUCUUCUCUAUCCUUUUCUAUCGCGGUUAUGUAACGCGGGGAGAGAAACUGAUCGCGAUUAAUGUCGCGGAGAAACCGCAGAUAUAUUUCUAUUUGCCUCUCGCGUGGGGACGAGCCGCGAUAGGGAGAGAGACUCUCUUCUCCGUUCCAACGCAAACAUCGUCCUCGAGAGAAGCUCUCGAGACUCGUUCCAGUCCAGCGUGAUGUUUUCGGGGCCUCUCCAGAGGUUUCGGAGGCAGCGUGUCAUCUGUACAGCGGAGAUAACCGAGGAGUGCUUGCGACGAAAGAAAGUAUAACAGCGAGUUUUUUACGAUAUCCUGCCCGAUGAUUGUACGGUACGAGGAAGAGUUAUCAACCGUGCGUUGUCCCGUCCCGGGCAAGUGAAGUUGGGGAGCGCGAUUAUACGCCUCCCGGAUCUCGAGCACGGCUCGAUUUUCCGACUGUUUCGCGAUCCCCUCGUCCGCACCCAGCGAUGGACCGGUGAGGGCCGUCAGAGACGAAGCGUACCGCAAUUAGUGAUCACGGCCGGCUUAAUUGCGACGCGUUCCAUCGAAGCGGACACAGCUCUAUCUUAAUCUCGAACUGCUCGGCGAACAUGAACGCGCUCUUGGACUCUGGAGAUUCCGGAAACACGGCUUCCGCGGGCAGGCACGGGGAAUCUCCGCGCGACUCGACUCGAUCUCGCGCGCGCGCGGAUACAAAAAAACGAACGGUAUCAGCUGAGAAUCUCUUUGUCCGGUGCGACAAUCAACGCGGCUCGUAGAAGGACGACCUUGUAAAAAGAAAAAAAAAAGGCGCGUGUGUAAUAUGUAACAUAGCGGUUCCGAUUUUGUCCGAUUAGCUCUUCGUAGCUCUUCUUUGUUUCUUUAGCCUAACUCUUUGGCGUAUGUUAUUAUUAUUAUUAUUAAAAAAAGAAACAAAAAGCGUGUGUAACGAACGUUUCUAUGUCGAUAGUCGAAAAGGAUAGAAGAUGUGUUUAGAAUCGCGUGUUCUCCUCUUACAAAGUUCGAGGCGCACGUUCGUAUUAACCAAGACAUAAAAUAGUGUGUGGGUGUGCGUAGUGAGCGUAUAAAUAUUUUUUGUAAUUCAUACAACUCGGUGUAUGACUUCUACGCUAAGAGAAAAAAAAUAUUGCGUUCAAGUAAAUACUUGCUUAGAAAUAUUGGAAUAAUUGAAACGCUUGAAACGGGUCAGCUCCAUUUUUGGAAAUUGUACAGUGUCAACAAAGAACUAUUUUGCAAAGUAAAUUAUGUGAAUUUUUUUCGCGAAAAUCGUUUAACCGUUUGAGUGUCAAGGAGCGAUUUUUGCGCUUCUUCUGUUUCGCUCGAAAAGUACCAGCAUUCUAGGCUGCGAAGCCGAUAACCGGCACACGCUCGGCUUCUGUCGAUGCGCGACUUUACGGCUACCAUUCCGUUUUAGGUAAAAAUGAAAUAAUGAGACAACUGAUAAAAGAACGAAUUUUAAUUGCAAUCUAACAUUUGGACGGCAAUCAUCGAAGAAUAAGACAAGCGCUAUCGCGCCCGUUUCCCCUAUUUGGCAUUUCUGGAUGGGGAAUAAGACAAGCGAAAAAGCGCUCCUUGGCACGUUUGGACGGAGAAACAGCAGAGACGCGUGGCACUCAAACGGUUAAAUAUAUAAAGAUCGUCCUGUUAAUGCAUUUUUGGAUAAAAAUGAUUUAAUUGGUAAUGACAGUUUUGAUAAAAAAAAAAUAUUUCUUUCUUAAAUGUAGCUGAAAUCGGUUUUCGCACCGAGCUCUUUAAUUAUUUUAUUUGGAUUAAGUUAUUUGAAUGUAGCACACUGAGAGAAGAGAAAAUGCCACAUUCAGAUAAUAUCGAUUUAAUCCAAGUGGAAUAAUUAUUCCGACAUUCCUCGGUAAAUAUUUACUUGAAUGUAACACUUUUUUCUCUUGCAAUGUAGUAAAAUUGCAAUGUAGUAAAGAUAAAAUUAUUUACACGGCUAUACUUUGCGAGGAUAAUAAUAAUUCGAUUUUUGAUUGAAGCAUGCGAGAUUCAAACGGUCAAUGUCGAGUUGAAUACUCGAUACCUCGAUAAUUAAUCGGACGACACCGCGGAAAGUCGCACAGUGGAGAGUAAUUUUACUCGCCAAGAUCGCGGAAAGCUUCUUAGCGUGCCAGAGUCGAAAAGUCUAUUAACGUUCCGACGGUCGUUUUAUUUGCACGCUUACCACUCGCGUUUACGCCCGAGUACUACCAUGUAAAUACACAGUUACAUACACCGUUUGUGUAUAUAUUUUUUUCGAAUAUGCCGCAAUGCGGUGGCGGUCGUCGAUAGACGAUAAAUCAGAAGGAGGAGGAGGAGAAGGAAGCUGCGCUGGCCGACCAUGCGAGCGUUCAUUAUAGCAAUACGAUUAGCAUUCUCGCUACGAUAAUUUUCACCAUAACGACCAUAGCAGUUAACAGUAAUGACUUGAUGACGAGGUCUAGGAAGAGAGAGAGGAUCGCUUAGAGUAACGUAGCCGAAACAUGCAUUUUUCACCGUAUGUCGAGAUCCUGCCCCGAUUUAUUCAGUCGCAUCACUCGGACGUCGGUACGGCGCGUUUCUCCCAUCUUUUAGUAGAUAGCGAUAAUCGCUCGAUAGCGCCCCGAUAAGAGACAAUUAUUUAUGCGUAUUUAUGUUACAUACAUACACACACAUAUAUGUGUGCAGCAGGGUGCAAGUGUGAAAUAGAGGCGACGAUCCGCAGCGAGAUCUGAAGCAAAGACGAAGCUCCGAGAGAAAAAGAGAGAUAAAGAGAAGGGAAACUCGCUCGUAAAACGUUUCCCCGGCGAGAAACCGCUCUGCAUCAGAUCGCACGCGACUUGUGGCCGCGCGCAUCCUGCACGCACCGAGAGAGCUACACUCAUUAAACACUUAAAUAAUAUUUAAUUUUAAUAGUGUGUGUAUUCCGACAACAUUGAGGUGGAAAAGCGGCCGGACGAGUGAAAUCGGCGAUCAAAUCGUCUCGUUCGAAUGAUCAUCCUGUCCGCCUAAGAAAUUACGAGCGUUGAUACAACGACGCGAUUACGUACGCGCGUGCGUGGUUGAAAUUUCCUGAACGGAUCGCAAUCGUCGGAACGGUCAACAACUCGUUACAGUAAUUGCAUGAUUUGUUGAUUACCGACGUUGACGACGUUCGCUCGAACCGAGUUUCGCCGAUUCCACCGCUUCCGUUUUUACUUCCCGGUGCCGCGGUCUCGCGCACGUCAUACAAUCCUGCCGCCGUAAGAGUAAUAUAUAUACGACGUACGUUUAAGUAUUUAUUCCUACUAGAGAUUAUAUUUUAUUAUUAUACGUGCUUUUUCGACACAAGGCUCCUCUGCCACGAGAGGAAACACGUCGUACCGCGUCGCACACAAUAUCGACUGCUUCUUUACCCUGCUCUGCCCCCCCCCCCCCCCCCCCC
Dinoponera quadriceps is the source of this 11880-nucleotide messenger RNA. Its product is annotated as insulin receptor-like. The transcript has 10 exons. Gene Ontology annotation, biological process: positive regulation of kinase activity; positive regulation of phosphatidylinositol 3-kinase/protein kinase B signal transduction; glucose homeostasis. Bases 4028 to 8290 code for a protein of 1420 amino acids. NCBI's taxonomy places the organism in Eukaryota, Metazoa, Arthropoda, Insecta, Hymenoptera, Formicidae. Gene Ontology annotation, cellular component: insulin receptor complex; axon. Gene Ontology annotation, molecular function: insulin receptor substrate binding; insulin receptor activity; ATP binding. The record is from RefSeq and is a predicted model, not a curated record.